AUGGCCGGACCAAAACUUGACUUUGGGGGAUUUCCUAUUCCAUGGACACCUACCAGCCGACCUGAAGAUGAAACGGAUAUGUAUCCCUACAGGAAGCAGACUAGAAAUACUAGAACACUUCCUGUAGGCUGGAGAUUCGCAGAGGGCAGACGCCCCUUUCACCAGGAAACUAUAUUUGACGAGGUGGUCGAGAUUCCGCUCAGAGACGGUGUCAAGAUCUACUGUGACAUUUUCAGGCCUGUCACAGAUACCAAAGUUCCGGCUAUUUUGGCUGUGAGCCCGUACGGUAAAAACGGACACGACCUAACGGUGAUAUCUGUGCAAGGGUUUCGCAUUUUCGACAACAUUCCCUUCCGACUUGGACUGCCCGCGAGCGCCACAUCUGGCCUCGAGAAAUUCGAAGGACCUGAUCCUGUUGAGUGGUGCCCCCGAGGUUACGCGGUCGUCAACGUAGACAUCCGAGGUACCUGGGAUAGUGAAGGUAAUCUUUAUAUCGAAGGAAGCCAGAUGGGCGUGGACGGCUACGAUACAGUGGAAUUCAUUGCAGCUCAACCUUGGUGCAAUGGUGCCGUCAGCAUGUCCGGCAAUUCCUGGCUGGCAACAGAGCAGUGGGCAACCGCCAUCGCGAAACCCCCAUCGCUCAAGUGCAUCGCACCCUGGGAAGGGUUCACGGACAAGUACCGUGACUUGAUCUGUCGUGGUGGCGUUCCGAAAAAUAAUUUCGCUUCGUUCAUCUUCAAUAAAACGAUUCGCGGCCGAAAUGAUCGUGAGGACAUUGGCGAAGCGCUCAACAAAUGGCCCCUUUUCAACGGUUACUGGGAAGACAAGGUCUACGACACCAGUAAUUUGACACUACCGAUCUACGCACUCGUCAGUUAUUCUUCCGGAAAUCAUGGGUCUGGUACCGUGAGAGGCUGGAACCAGGCUGCUUCAAAGGACAAAUGGAUCCGUUUCCACCCGACCCAAGAGUGGUUUGAUCUUUAUACCCCGAGGUAUAUCGAUGACCUGCAACGGUUCUUCGAUCGGUAUCUGAAGGGCAUUGAAAAUGGGUGGGAAGAAACUCCCAAGGCUAGGGUCUCCAUUCUCACGUAUGGAAAUCGGUUCGAGCCUGGACCCAUGUGGGACGUUCCAUUUGCUAAUUACCCUAUUCCGUCGACCGAGUAUCGGAAGCUCUACUUGCAGGAUUCUGGAAAUUUGGCCACCUCACUGCAAGCCCACGAGAGCUUUGUCGCCCAUCACGCGGACAGCUACCAAGCAAAGCCGUCUGAAUUUGUGUUGACCUUUGACAAAGCGACCAGCCUUGUUGGUCACUCAAAAGCUGAGCUUUGGAUGUCUUGCAAGGACAAGGACGAUAUGGAUGUCUAUGUGUCCAUCCGUAAGCUGAGCAAAAGUGGCGAGGUGUUAGAACACGUCAAUGUCCCCUGGGAAUCUCUGCCAGAAGGUGUCAACACCCAACAUGACGUUCCGAUGGCGCAGACUGUCAAGUACACCGGCCCAACGGGUAUUCUGCGGGCUUCGCAUCGCGCUCAAGUUCCCGAACGGAGCACCGCCAUGAUUCCGUACCACCCCCAUGACAAGGAAGAAAAGGUACCCCCAGGAGAGAUUGUGAAGCUUGAAAUUUCUCUUUGGCCGAUGGGUAUUCACUUCGAAGCAGGAGAGAGCCUGUUGUUCCGUGUCCAGGGUUUCAUUGAUACGAGCUCUGAUUUCCCUAGCCACAUUGAUAAGAAGCUCGACAAUCUGAACGAGGGACGGCACACAAUCCAUUUCGGUGGGAAGUAUGACUCAAAGGUCAUCGUGCCUAUUAUCGCCCUCCCAGCACAAUAA
Molecule: messenger RNA, 1824 nt
Organism: Penicillium subrubescens
Lineage: Eukaryota; Fungi; Ascomycota; Eurotiomycetes; Eurotiales; Aspergillaceae
Product: CocE/NonD family hydrolase
Exons: 7
Coding region: 1-1824 (607 amino acids)
Molecular function (GO): dipeptidyl-peptidase activity
Source: RefSeq, a predicted model, not a curated record